UUCUGUUAGCGAGAAAAAAUAACGUCAGUUAGACUUCCCAAACCAUCGUUCUGAAAUUUGUUCAAAAUGUUUACUUCUUCUGGGUAUUUCAGAGGCCUUAAUUGUCCGUAUUUUGCGAAUGGCUUGUGUGAACGGGCUUACUGCCACUUCAGACAUUCUAAACCGAUACCAGAGAAAGAUUCUGUGACAUCACUCUCAAGAUCUGUGAGCAAAGAAGCAUUAGAAAACAAUGUUCCUGCCAUUUACGGAGGGCCCAGUAGCAACUUCAAACCCAGUGAUGAAUGGGAACCUCAAAAGGCAGAGAAAGACCCCAAAACAGAAAGUGAAGAUGCACCACCAAACAACAGUGAGGAGGAAAACAAUGCUGGAACAGAUGGAAGUAAAAUUGGUCCAUAUGGAAAGUACUGGCCUGCCCAGCAAUAUGAGCCUGUAGUUGGUGAUCCUGGGAAAGUACCAAAUGUGAAAUACACCCCAACACCUAUCAGUGCAUUGGAAGUCAAAAAAGAGGCUGAAAAAAUUGUACUUACUCAAGCAAAAGGAGGAGCUAUGCUGGAGUAUAACCCUACGCCUAUUGUACAGUUGCAGCAAAUGCGACGUAAGCCAAGUCAUAGGUUGAAGGGAAAGUCUGCAGAGGGUAUGGAAUAUGACCCAGAGAGUAACUUUUCUACUCAGGACAAACCAGGUGAAGAGGGAGUAAAAUGUAGAAAGCGAACAAUUAGUUCUGACUUGGACAGCAUUGAGUACAUUCCAACAAAAAGAAAUCACACAGAUAUUGAAGGCGAGUUUAGUGAGGAGGAGUACCAGCUAGAACCUGUUGAGAAUCUCCCAGAGUAUGUUCCCACCUCGAUGGCAACUGCAAAGUAUCCCAUAGGUAAUGUUGAUGCUACCCUCAUUGACGUUCGUUUUCAAGAAAAUGGAGACAAUACCAAGGAGGAUGAGAAUAAGAUACCCGAAAGUCGUCUCAGCAUGAAUGACUAUAUUAAGUUAUUGCUUAAUCCUGCUGAUACAUGUACUGCAUCUUCCUCAGGAAAUCAUCAUUUUGAAUUGAAAAAGAAAGAUAAGGGCUUAAAAUCAAACAAUGCUAGAACAAACUCAGUAAAAUCUGACACAAGUUCAGGAACAAAAAAGGAGAAACAUAGUGAAAAAGAAGGUAGAAAUGGCACAAAUAGGGAAUGCCGAGCCUCGACAGAUAGCAGAAUGGAUGGAAAUAGAUCCGAGAGGCAAACUAGUAAAGAUACAAAUUCUGGUCAUAGAAGGGAGAAGCGAAAUUCUGAGAGUCAUGUCUCAAAGUCUCAUGGUCAUGCUCAUAAAGAUAAGGAAAGUAAGUCAUCAAAUGGUCACAAAUCAUCAUCGUCAUCAAAGGACAAAACCAGUUCGUCAACAAAUUCGCACAGAUCUGACUCUAGCAAGAAUCAUAAACAUCACAGUAAGAAUCAUCGAAAUAAUGACAAAUCUCGGCACUUCAGUUCAGAGAAGUCUGGAUCAGCCCACAGUAGUAAGCAUGACGAUGGGAAGGACAACGCGACAUCUAAUGAUCAUGGAAAAGGCCUCAGUCAGUCAGGUGGUUUUAGUUCACAAGGGCCUGAAAAAACAAAUGGCAGUGUCCACACAGGACAGAAGCAACUUAUUGAUGUGAAUUUAGACUUGUUCGGAGCUGAUAGUGAUGUCAGUGAUGACAAUGCUGUGACAGUGUCAAACAUGGUCGCCGGUGAAGAUCGAGAUAGUGAUGAUACAUUCAGGGGAGAUAAUUUGGAUAGUGACAUUGAAAUACAGUAUGACUUGUCAGACAUAGAAGAAGAUGCAGAUACAUACGAAGAAUGUUUGCGGAUAUUCCAUGAAAGUGGAGCAAAGUUGAAACUACCGAAUGUAGGAAAGUCAUCUCACAAAGGCAUGGAAGAUGAUGACACUUCAGUUAAAUUGGGGAAGAAAAGAGUUGCACAUAAGCUUGAAUCUAAUUCUGUAAAAAAAGUCAAAGAAAGACCCAUGGCUAAAUUAAGCCCGGCUCAGGUGAUGCACAACAGAUUUGUACAGAUGCAAAAGAGGGCUUUGGAAGCCGUUAAAGCAAAUCAGUCAAAACAGGAACCAUCCACAUCUGGGACAUUGUCAAAGUCUAGAGUAUCUCAUGGGGCAAGCUUGGCUUCUCGACAGAAAGAAAAACUUACUAUAAGUACAGCCUCGAAGACAGAGAAAAGAGAGGCACAUACUCCUGUGGUGGCAUUAUUACCAAGACCCACAGUACCAGCUGACUUUGGGAGCAAAAUUCCCACCAAUGUUCGCCAGCGUUACCUGAAUCUCAUUAUAGAUGAAUGUCUGAAACUCUGUAAAACAGAGAAGGAGGCCUAUGACAGGGCAUUGGAAGAAGAAAAGGCUUGCUAUUCCAGAGCAAGUUCAAAAAAUAUCUACCUCAAUGUUAGCGUGAAUGCUAUUAAGAAGCUGCGGGUGGAAAUUUCAAACAAGAAUUCCAAGAAGUCAAACAAUACUAAUACUACAACAACUCUUAGCCAUCAGACCAUGCUAGGAGGUUUGAAGGCUACACAGAUCAGCUAUACACUCAACAGAUCACAGGGUGCCCCGAAAGUCCAAACCCAGGACUUUCUAGGAGCUGAGUUGUACAAACGACUGAAACCCUAUGUGUUGACUGAGCAGCAACUAGUGGAUAAUGGCUUCCCAAGAUGGGACUCUGAUAACCCUGGCACGCCAAUUAUCAAAGAACGUGAUGUAGGACAAAACAGUCCAGCAAAAGCCAAAUCCAAAGGCAACUACAAAAUAUGUAUCCGUUGUGGGAAGAGAUUUGAGGUGUACCCAAAUGGAAAGUAUGCUAUGAAGGAGGAAUGUGUAUACCACUGGGGCAAAGCAUGGAAACGCAAAAUUGCUGGAGCUAUAGAAACCAGAUAUACAUGCUGUUCUAGUGAGCUGGAGGUGAAAGGCUGUCAAGUCUGCCCUCUGCAUGUUCAUGACAGCAACAAGUAUAUGAACAUGUCUGGAUUCAUGAGGACCCUACCCUGCUCCCCUCCUGUGGAUGGAGACUAUGGUACAUAUGCCAUGGACUGUGAAAUGGUGUACACAUUCGGGGGCUGUGAAUUGGCCCGUGUCACUGUGAUUGCCCCAGAUCUCUCUGUGAUUUAUGAGUCACUUGUGAAACCCGACAAACCUGUGAUAGACUACAAUACAAGGUUUAGUGGUAUUAAAGAGGAAGACAUGAAGGGUGUGACCACGACACUGAGAGAUGUACAGGCAGUAUUACUCAGCCUCUUCACUGAUAAGACGAUAUUAAUGGGCCAUAGUUUAGAGAGUGACCUCAUAGCUACAAAGUUGAUUCACAGCACUGUCGUGGAUACAUCUGUUGUUUUCCCCCACCGACUAGGACCACCUUAUAAAAGGGCUCUCAAGACUCUCAUGGCGGAGUUCUUACAGAAGAUUAUACAGGAUGAUGUUGGUGGCCAUGACAGUCAUGAAGAUGCAGCCUCGUGUCUCCACUUGAUGCAGCUGAAGUUGAAGGAAGAUGCGAAAAGACAAGUGCGCAGAAACUAGCUUGACAACUUAGUUCGCGUUCAUUUGCUCUUUGUUGGAGCUUUGUUGUUCAUUAUUGGAUGUGGGAAUACUAGCUAUUCAGAGUUUUGCCAAAAUAGAUCUGCAUUUUCAGAAACAGUGCUGAAGAAAGGAAGGAAGAGUCAUUCUUGCAGAAGAAAAAGACACUGUUACUUUGAACUUGUGUCAUAGGGCAAAAUAUUGAGACAUAAAUUAGUCCUGUUAUAUUCAAAGUAAAUGUAUAAGACUAAAGGGAGGACAUAAUUUGGCAAACAUCUUACAGUCAAAUUUGGAUUUUUAUGUGAAGCUAAGGGGUUUUGGUUGUUUAUUAUUUAUAAUCAACUGAAUAUUUUCAGCUAAUAAAGAAUGCACACAGCUUCAAAUCUUGUGACUUCCGGCUCUAAGCCAGUUUGUAACUUUGCAUAAAUCUGAACUGAUUAUGUCUGUAUGAAGUGUACAAUGUAAAUCCUACUCCUGGCCCUGAAGAUCUGUAAACAAACAAAGAAAUAUCAUGCAACUUACAAACUUAAGAUUAGUAUAGCUAUUUUUUAAUUUUAAUUGCUUUUAACUGCAAAGUCAUCCUCUGAAAAUGUGCUCCGUUAUUCUUCAUUGAGUAGCUUUGUACAUUUACAUGCUAGCUUACCUUUGGCUUGCCAAUUUCCUGAAAUCUGAAUUGUACUAAAUACACUGUUUCAAUAUAUGACUCUAACAAAAAAUUAUUACUUUUGGUAAAAUGUAUUUCAUCAACUAUAUUCAUCUCAGUACAGCAUGAAUAUUCUUGUGUAAGAACAGAGAUAUUUUGCUUACCUCAGUUUUUUGGCAUUAUUUAUCUCUGAAUAUUAUACAACAAAACUGAAGUCCAGGCAAUUUUAUUGGUAUUGAUAUUGUUAUGAUGUAGUGCCUGUAUAUUUCUCAUAUGAAAUUUGUAGUGCAAACAAGUGUUAUUUGUUUAUUUCGUAAAUAUAUAAAAGGGUCAGCCGUUUACAAGAAUUUUUGAUCAUCUGAAAGUAGUGUAACAGUACAUCUUGUUACAUUUGUUUUGUAAGUGUCUAUGUGGAAACUUAAUUGUUCCAUUGAAUAAUACACAUUAAUACACAUAAUAUUUUGGGGACACAAAAGGGCAUCGAUUUGUAACUAAUGAAUUCUUAUUUCAUUUUCAUUCAGUCUAGGUCAUUUUAUCUCAAUUCUUGAAAAUUUGUUUUCGAUUAUUUUCUGUUGAUAAAAAGAUGAAAGUGCUUUCUAGAACUUGAUGGAACAUUGUUUUUUCAACAUAUACAGGCACUUGUACUUUUGAAUUUGAAAGUGCUUACCUAUUUUGUGGAAAGACAUAACAAUUAGGGGUAAAUUGAAGGUUUCAAUACUUCAUAAGAUAUAUUUGUGAAAUGUUGGCUCCCUCAAAUCUUAAAAGAUUAUUACAUAUGUGUUUUUCUUUAUUUCUUUUUUUUUUCUUUGAUUGCUUUUCAUUGUUUAAUUUGAAAAAUGUUAAGAACAGUACUGAGCAUGCUUUGUUCUGCCAGAUGCCAGCAUUUGUAUCGGUGAGUUUGAAUGUGCUGUUCUCUUUUGCGGACAGAUACCUCAAAUUUACAUAAAAAUCAAGGUUGUGAGACUUCAUGUACAUCAUGUUUGUAUUCAUGUCAUGUACACUUUGACAUGAAUUAUCUAAAAUAUCUGGGUGAUAAACGUACAAAACUAAGGAAAGAUUUCUCUUACUCAGUAUUAUUUAGAAAGGCCAAUUGCCUUUUGGUUUUUGAAAGUUCUGAGUCCAGCUUCACUAAUGCUGUGUAACUUUGUGUAACAGAAUAAUGUUCUCUAUUUAAUCCUAUUUGUGAAUGUGAAAAGUUCUGAGGAACUGAGUUGUUUGUACAGUAUUACUGCACACAACUGACCAAUGCGU
Messenger RNA from Liolophura sinensis, 5422 nucleotides. RefSeq names its product RNA exonuclease 1 homolog. Bases 67 to 3531 code for a protein of 1154 amino acids. The record is from RefSeq and is a predicted model, not a curated record. Lineage: Eukaryota; Metazoa; Mollusca; Polyplacophora; Chitonida; Chitonidae. Gene Ontology annotation, molecular function: exonuclease activity; nucleic acid binding; metal ion binding. Gene Ontology annotation, cellular component: nucleus. The transcript has 15 exons.